AUGCCAACCCUCGAUGACAUUUUAGAGCAUGUUGGAGAAUUCCACAAGUUCCAGAAGCAAACCUUCUUUGUCCUGUGUUUGCUUUCUGCUGCCUUCACCCCGGUCUAUGUGGGUGUUGUCUUCUUUGGGUUCAUCCCUGAGCACCGCUGCUUCAGCCCCGGCGUCGCAGAGCUGAGCCAGCGCUGUGGCUGGAGCCUGGAGGAGCAGCUCAAUCACACAGUGCCCGACUGGGGUGGCCAUGGGGCCGGUUUCAGCAGCCGCUGUAGGAGGUAUGAGGUGGACUGGAACUCAACGGGUGUCAGCUGCACCGACCCCCUCGGCAGCCUUGGGGGCAACCGGAGCACCGUCCCUCUUGGGCCCUGCCAGCAUGGCUGGGUCUACGACUCCCCAGGGACCUCUCUUGUGACUGAGUUUAACCUGGUGUGUGAGGACUCCUGGAAGCUGGACCUCUUUCAGUCUUCUGUGAAUGCUGGGUUUUUUAUUGGCUCCAUGAACAUUGGCUACAUAGCAGACAGGUUUGGCCGUAAAUUUUGCCUCAUAACUACAAUUCUUGCAAAUGUUGUCUUUGGAAUCCUUCUGGUCUUUGUGCCCACCUACCUGUGGAUAGUUAUCAUCCGGUUCCUCCAAGGGCUGGUCAGUAAGGGCUGCUGGACCGCAGGCUACAUCCUGGCAACAGAAGUCGUUGGUCCGAAGUAUCGGAGGACAGUGGGCAUCCUCUACCAGAUGGCCUUCUCCAUUGGGCUCCUGGUCUUUGAUGCCAUUGCUUAUGUCAUCUCUGACUGGCGAUGGCUGCAGUUCGCUGUCACCCUGCCAAGCUCCUUCUUCCUGCUCUACUACUGGUGCCUCCCAGAGUCUCCCAGGUGGCUGAUAUCUCAAGGAAAAAAUGACAAAGCCAUGAAAAUUGUCAGUGAUAUAGCUAAAACAAAUCGGAAAAAGAUGCCUUCCCAUUUUGUGAAUAUUAAGUUUGAAGAGGAUGAUGGUGGAAAGCAGAGCCCUUCCUUCUUUGACCUUGUCAGGACACCACAGAUGAGAAGAAACACAUUCAUUUUGAUGUACAACUGGUUCACAAGCUCUGUCCUCUACCAGGGGCUUAUCAUGCACAUGGGAGUAGCUGCCGGGAACAUGUACCUGGAUUUCCUCUAUUCUGCACUUGUUGAGUUCCCAGCUGCCUUCAUCAUCAUCACCACCAUUGACCGCAUUGGGCGACGUUACCCCUGGGCUGUGGCCAACAUUGUGGCUGGGGUUGCCUGCCUUGUCACAGCCCUGAUCCCAGAGGACAUACAUUGGCUAAAAGUGAUUGCUGCUUGCAUCGGGAGAAUGGGAAUCACAAUGGCUUUUGAAAUGGUUUGCUUUGUAAACACCGAACUGUAUCCAACAUACAUCAGGAACCUUGGGGUGAUGGUCUGCUCUUCUUUGUGUGAUGUUGGUGGAGUCAUCGUCCCAUUCAUUGUGUACAGACUGGUGGAAGUGUGGCACGAUCUGCCACUCAUAGUCUUUACUGUCCUUGGUUUGAUUGCUGGUGGAUUGGUGUUGCUUCUACCUGAAACUAAAGGAAGAGUUUUGCCUGAGACUGUUGAAGAUGUUGAAAACUUUCACAGGCAAAGUGCUCCAAAGGCCAAAAAAAUCUAUCUUCAUGUCCAAACGUCAGAAGUAGCAGAUGACUGAAGAAGGCUUAACUCUUCCUGGACAAGCUGCUUCAGGGCACUAGCAUUGAAAGGCAAAUUGCAAUAUAAAUACUCUCUAAAAA
This is a messenger RNA of Melopsittacus undulatus (budgerigar), 1747 nucleotides long. RefSeq names its product solute carrier family 22 member 2. Gene Ontology annotation, biological process: transmembrane transport. The transcript has 11 exons. The coding region runs from base 1 to 1665 and encodes 554 amino acids. The record is from RefSeq and is a predicted model, not a curated record. Gene Ontology annotation, cellular component: membrane. Lineage: Eukaryota; Metazoa; Chordata; Aves; Psittaciformes; Psittaculidae.